GCUUUCCUUGAUCUAAUGGUCUUUUAUUUUUUUCCCCCCUUCUCUUCUCCUCAGGAUGAAGAUGAGUGGAAGGAAUUUGAGCAGAAAGAGGUUGAUUACAGCGGACUACGAGUCCAGGCAAUGCAGAUAAGUGAGAAGGAGGAGGAGGAGGAUAACGAGAAGAGAGAAGACCCCGGGGAUAGCUGGGAAGAAGGGGGCGGUGGCGGAGGGCUGGAGAAGUCUUCAGGGCCCUGGAAUAAAACAGCUCCCGUGCAAGCGCCUCCAGCUCCAGUUGUAGUUCCAGAGCCCCCCGAACCGGCGAUGCCUAGUGGUGUGUAUAGGCCUCCCGGGGCGCGGCUAACCACCACAAGGAAAACGCCGCAAGGACCCCCAGAGAUAUACAGCGACACGCAGUUCCCGUCCCUGCAGUCCACUGCCAAGCACCUAGAAAGCCGGAACAGGUACUUAAAAUGAGUGCUACCUGGAGCUCAAUGACCACAUGCGGCACAUCUACAUCUUAUUUAGGGACGUGAAGUUUUAAGAGUAAAUAAAAGGGGAAGGAAACGUAAAUGACAUCCGAUGGAAAUUUUUUUUGAGUGGCUUUUAAAGUGACCCAGCCUUCGGCCUGGUUGAGAGCACCGCACCGCUGGCUUGAACUGAGACCCGCAGCUGGCCCGCGCCAGCUCCACUGCUGUGCACACCCGCGCGCGACGCCCGCCUCUCCUCACCCCACCCAGCCC
Molecule: messenger RNA, 719 nt
Organism: Dipodomys ordii (Ord's kangaroo rat)
Lineage: Eukaryota; Metazoa; Chordata; Mammalia; Rodentia; Heteromyidae
Gene: Cdv3
Product: CDV3 homolog (mouse)
Exons: 4
Coding region: 16-453 (145 amino acids)
Cellular component (GO): cytoplasm
Source: RefSeq, a predicted model, not a curated record